CCUCCCCCCUCUGACUCCUCCGCACCUCCCCCCCCGCCUGUCGCCACCCCCGGCCCGAGGCUCUGCGGCGCCCCCUGUCCCAGCCGCAGUCGGAGCCGGGAGCCGGGAGCCGGGAGCCGGAGGCACGGGCUGGGCCGCCGCCGCCGCCGGUGCGGAGUCCCGGGUCUCGGUGACAAUGGCGAAGGACGCAGCGAGAGUUGCUCGGAUCGUCAAUGAGACGGUAGCAGAGGGCAGGAACACGUUGGACCUGUCAAACUGCAAGUUAACCUCUUUUCCAGUUGCACUCUUCAAAGUUAUGAAGGACGUGCUGGGGAACAUUCACUUCAUUUCUCUGGAAAACAACGAACUGAAAUCCAUCACCGGUGACUUUAUGACCAACUUUAACCAGUUGCGGGAAUUAAACCUUGAAGGCAAUUACCUGAAAAAGCUGCCUGAUGAAGUCAAGACUCUGACACACUUGAAAACUAUAAACCUAGCAAGGAAUAAGCUCUCUACCUUCCCGCACCAGCUAACAGAGCUGACAACACUGGAAAAUAUUAACCUAGAGGCAAAUGAGAUCACUGAGGUGCCAAUUGAGACUCUCAACUCUAUGCCUUCCCUCAAGUUGCUAAAUAUGAAACUCAACCCUCUGAACCGAGAAACCCUGGUAGUUGGGCAAAUUGAAUUAAAAUUUGAAUUACUGGUAACAGUUGAAUAAGCAGUUACUAUGGAUUAGAAUCAGAACUUUGGUGUUUGAAGUGAACAUUGCCACGUGCCAGGCAACUGCUUCUUCUGUGAUAAUGGCACCUUCCCAGGAUCUGGAGCGUGUGUGGCUGAAGUUGUUAUUUGCCAAAAAGGUCUGGUGUGAGGGGGCCCAGUGCUGUAAACUGACCGUGAACAAUCUGUGAAUUGAUGCUUCAAAUUAACAAUGAAAUUAACGAUGAUUGGACUGAACUCUUGAGUUUUAAUGUGGCAUAUGUGAUUUUUCUUCCCCUUAGAGGCAAAGCGAUUAUAUUGUAAACUAUUUGGAUUUAUGACCAUAUUUAUUAAAGCAUAUUUGGAGGACAAAUUAUUUACAAUUGAGCAGUAACUGUGUAAAGUGCAGAAAAGAAUCUAUUUUCCUUGGUAAACCUUUGGUUAUCAUCCUGAAAAGUUCAUUACUGAAGAUUUUUCACUUGAAAUGAAUCCCCCAUGAGUUGGAGUGCUUUUUUGAUGUACUGUUGCCUGGUUGAUUAAAAAAUAACUGCAUGAUUGCACUGAUGGAUUUACAAUCUGAAUUAAAGGAUUGGUGUGUU
Pristis pectinata (smalltooth sawfish) is the source of this 1274-nucleotide messenger RNA. It is a transcript of the gene lrrc20, whose product is annotated as leucine rich repeat containing 20. The transcript is spliced from 5 exons. Lineage: Eukaryota; Metazoa; Chordata; Chondrichthyes; Rhinopristiformes; Pristidae. The coding region runs from base 176 to 697 and encodes 173 amino acids. The record is from RefSeq and is a predicted model, not a curated record. Gene Ontology annotation, molecular function: protein binding.